Molecule: messenger RNA, 1640 nt
Organism: Pieris brassicae (large cabbage white)
Lineage: Eukaryota; Metazoa; Arthropoda; Insecta; Lepidoptera; Pieridae
Product: 3-ketoacyl-CoA thiolase, mitochondrial-like
Exons: 8
Coding region: 70-1269 (399 amino acids)
Biological process (GO): fatty acid beta-oxidation
Molecular function (GO): acetyl-CoA C-acetyltransferase activity
Source: RefSeq, a predicted model, not a curated record
GUAUUCUUAUCAACCAAUUUCCAGUCUUACACCGGUUUUCUGCCGAUUCACACGUAUUCAAGUGUCAAUAUGACAGCAGUCAAUAAAGGUGUAUUUAUUGUUGCGGCAAAACGCACGCCUUUUGGUAAAUAUGGUGGGGCUCUCCGGAAUACACAUCCAGCUGAUCUUCUUGCUGUAGCCGCCAAAGAAGCCUUCAAAGCUGGCAGUGUCAACCCCACCGCUAUAGACACUGUUAACGUUGGACAAGUAAACACAAUAAGUGGAUCUGGGGAUGGGGCUCUAGCUGCGAGACAUGGAGCCUUGAAGGCUGGUAUUCCACAGGAAAAACCAGCUUUGGGAGUGAACAGAUUGUGUGGAUCCGGAUUUCAAGCAAUUAUCAACAGUGCUCAGGAUAUAUUAACAGGAGCAGCAAACGUGUCCCUUGCUGGAGGUACUGAAAGUAUGUCAACCGUCCCGUUCGUCGUAAGAAAUGUUCGCUUCGGGCUAUCAUUGGGAGUCAGCACACCAUUCGAAGAUGCUCUAACCGCAUCUUCUCUGGAUACAUUCUGCAAGUUCACAAUGCCACAGACAGCGGAAAAUCUAGCGGAGAAGUAUGGUCUUCAAAGAGGAGAGGUUGAUGAGUUCGCGUUGCAAUCCCAGAAGAAGUGGAAGGCUGCUUAUGAUAGCGGAGUUUUCAAAGCCGAAAUCGCUCCGGUACCAAUUAAAGUGAAAAAGCAAGAAGUAUUAAUAGAGAUGGAUGAGCAUCCGAGACCAGAAACAACUGCAGAGGGUUUACACAAGUUGCCAGUGUUGUUCCGGAAGGGUGGUGUUGUUACCGCUGGAAAUUCUUCAGGGAUCAAUGACGGAGCAGGUGCCCUUAUUUUGUCCAACGAGGACGGUCUUAAACAAAAUAACUUAAAGCCACUGGCAAGGCUUUUGGGAUGGUCAUUCGUAGGAGUUGAGCCAGGAAUAAUGGGUAUCGGGCCAGUACCGGCUAUACAGAAGUUACUCGCUGCUACUCAGCUCACAUUGGAUGAUAUCGAUUUAGUCGAGAUCAAUGAAGCGUUCGCUGCACAAACUUUGGCGUGUGUGUCAGAGCUGAAGCUGGAGCACAGUAAAUUAAAUGUAAAUGGUGGAGCCAUAGCUAUGGGACAUCCGGUCGGUGCUUCUGGAGCCAGAAUUACGGCGCAUCUAGUACAUGAACUGAGACGCCGUGGUCUUAAACGAGGCAUUGGAUCAGCGUGCAUCGGUGGCGGACAAGGCAUUGCCUUACUAGUGGAAACUGUAUAAAAAUAAAAGAAAUCUAAACUCUAAAUCUGUGUAUACUAUGUGUACCAUUCAAUUGUAUUUUACUUGGAUGUACUGUGAUGAAUUUAUUGUUUUUGAGUCUAUUUUAUAAUGCACCGUAAGUAAUGUAUCAGAUAUAUUUAGAGGCGCUAGUGGGUGCUAGUCAUGGUUAUUGAGCUAAUAUGUAUAUUUGGAGUCAUCACAAUAUUAUAACGUUAGUAAUAUUUGAAAUGUAUGAAAAACAAAUUUUCACUUGCAUUGUCGCUUAUUGACUUACUUUUUAUAUAUAUUUUUAUACUUAUAAUGUUCCUGUCAAUUUGAAUAUAGCCUUUAUAAUGCAAGUGAUUAUUUUAAUAUGUUGACAAUUGUUUACU